Cokeromyces recurvatus is the source of this 540-nucleotide messenger RNA. RefSeq lists its product as uncharacterized. Lineage: Eukaryota; Fungi; Mucoromycota; Mucoromycetes; Mucorales; Mucoraceae. The transcript has 4 exons. The record is from RefSeq and is a predicted model, not a curated record. The coding region runs from base 1 to 540 and encodes 179 amino acids.
AUGAUCGAUGUCUUCUCCAGGGAAACAUUAAGUGACAUUCAUUUAUCAGAGCUUUGUAUAAGAAUUGAUAAACAAAAAUAUAGACAUAACAAGGUUCAAUCUAAAGAUGAGGCAACUACCCUAUUAUCACAACUCUGUAUCAACUUGGAUGAACACGCUUCCUCUGUGAUUCGUGGGAUUAUCAAAGCCAUGACUGAGAUGCCUCUGCAAGCUAUCAAGGACAAAACAUCAAUUGGCAAAUACAAAUUUACCACCACCUAUUUCCACCCCAUAUUGUCCAGUAUAUUAUCCAACCCUGACAAACAGACUCUUUUACGGUGGACAAAUAUUGAAACCGAUAGUAGCAAAAGUGUCAUUCAUCCUGGACAUUAUAUUAUUUUACUGAAAGAUUUGGAUUUGAACUUGCUAGAUUACGAACCAUCAUGUAAAGCUAACAAGUCUAUUGCAAAAGACCAUGAAAGUAUCUAUGGAAAUAACAUACCUUUAAGUCGAGGCUUCCGUCGUCGAAACAAUCUUUUCUUUGUCAACAAGACAUAUUGA